AUGUCUGGGAAGCGCUCUCGCGCUCUCACAGAUGGGCUUGAUCCCAACGGCUCAGGCAGUAACAGUCGCAACAAGCGACCCCGUCAAUCUGAAUCCGAGGGCAGCGAUCAAUCUUCGGACGACGAGCGUUCCAAUGCAGCCAGCGGCAGCGAUUCCUCCGAUGACGAAGGCGAACACAUGCGCGAACGAGAAAUACGGGCGACACAGCAGGUGCAGAAAGAGCACCGGGCAACUGCAGACAGGGAAAACGUCGCGACGGAUUCUGGGAUUAUCGAAGAAAUCCAGUGCAUCAACUUCAUGUGUCAUGAACAUUUGACAGUAACCCUGGGGCCUCUGAUCAACUUCAUCAUCGGACACAACGGCAGCGGAAAGAGCGCCGUGCUCACCGCUCUCACAAUCUGCCUGGGCGGAAAGGCUACCGCUACAAAUCGUGCCCAGAAUCUCAAAAGUCUCAUCAAGGAGGGCAAAGACCAUGCCUCCGUGACUGUCAAGAUCAAGAACCAAGGGCCACUCGCUUACAAGCCCGCGCAGUACGGCGAUUCGAUCAUCGUGGAACGACACUUCAACAGAGCCGGAACUUCAGGCUUCAAGCUCAAGAACGUGAACAACAAACUCGUCACCAACAAGAAAGCGGAGCUCGAAGACAUCCUGGACGCCUUCUCCAUGCAGAUUGACAAUCCGAUGAACGUCCUGACACAGGACAUGGCAAGACAGUUUCUGAACCACUCCACGCCAAAAGACAAGUACAAGUUCUUCCUCCAGGGCACGCAGUUGGAGAACUUGAACAGAGACUAUCAGCAGAUCGAACAAUCUUUGGAAGUAAUGAACACGAAAGCCGAGGUUAAAGAAACCGACCUCACGACUCUACGGCGCGAAAUGGAAGCACUGGAGAAGAAAGCCAGAAAAGCGGCAAGUUUACAGACGAUGCGAGACAAGGAAACGGAAUUUGCUCGACAAGCAGCAUGGGCCACGGUUCGUGAACACGAAGAUGAUGUUGCGCACAACGAGAACGGACUCGCAGACACCGAGAGAAUCAUACAAACCCUACAACAACGUGUAGAAGAUGCAGGAAAGGCCUACGAGCUGGCGGACCAGGCCCACGAAGCCGCCAAACAAAACGUCACCGACCUCACGACUGAGAUGGAGCCAGCAGAGCAAAAGGCACUUGAUGCCAAAGCAAAGUUCCAGGAAGUCAAGGGAAAACUCGUGCUGCUACUAGCUGAUGAAAGGAUUGCACAAGGUGAAGUGACGGAAAGGCAAAAGAAUGUGCAGAAGUUGGAAGCAGAGAUUGCACAGUACCGACAACGGCAGGCUGAAGCAGACAACGGCCGCCACGCAGAAAAGAUUCGAGAGCGUGAUGACGCCAAGGUUAAGUGCGAGACUGCCAGGUUAGCAUUCGAGGGCCAUGAUACUGGACUUGCAGCGCUACAAGACCAACUGGCGACUGCUCAAAAGGAGCAGGACGAAGCAGAUCGAAAAGUAGACGAUGCUCAAAAAGAAGUUGCACGUAUACGGGCAUCCAUCGAAAGAAUGCAAUCAGGUCGGAGUAAUUGGGACGAUGGGUAUCAAAAUCGCCAAAGGCUGAGCGAGCUACUCCGUGCGAUCGAGUCCGAGCACAGAUUCCGGGAGAAACCAGUUGGGCCCAUGGGCCGUCAUGUGAAGCUGCGCUUGCAGGAUUGGGGCGGAAUUCUUGAAAAGCAAUUCGGUCAAACGCUGAACGCCUUUGUCGUCACUAGCAAGCCAGACCAGAAUAUACUAUCAGCCCUUAUGAAAAGGGUUGGCUGGUCUGCCCCGAUAUACAUUGGCAAGAGGACGCCUAUAAACACCGAUGGCAAUGAGCCCGCAGAAAAUCUUACCACAUGGAUGAAGGCACUUAGGUUUGACGACGAUCUUGUUCGAAAUCAGCUCAUCAUCAACCAGUCAAUCGAGCAAACCGUGCUCAUUGAGAACAUGGACGAAGGCGCUCAGUUUAUGUUCAACCGCGGGCCGCCUACUACGAACGUCAAGAUGUGUUUUACCUUUGCGGAUGGCGACACAACCAAAGGUCGUGUCUUUGUCUACAACAGUGGCGGAGGUAUCAACAACAGUCCGAUCGCACCGUAUACCGGAGCUCUGCGUAUGCAGGUGGACAAAGAUACUCGAAUCCAGUGCGUAUGGCGCUUCAAUAUCAGAUCAUUCGCUAAUAGCAUACACAGACUAGAAGAGAAGAAUCUGGCCCAGGCCAGGGGACAACUUGAGGCCUUGCAGCAGCAGUCCAGUGAGCGGCAUGAUGAGGUCAACAAAUGCAAGGCUCAGUUACAGGACCACGAACGCCAGAAGAAACAUCUGAAACUUGCUUCCCAAACUGCUUCCAGGGAAUUGGAAAGACUUGAAAUCGAACUGGAGAAAGCAACUCCCGACGAAGCAGCUAUCCAAGUGCGGGAGUCAGAGCUUGCGGAAGCUCAACAAGAGUUGAAGAACUCCAUGAAUUUCUACGAAGAUGUGGUGACGCGAAAGAUCGAACUCAACGACGAGAAUAGGGCGAACAAGCAGGAGAUGGAAGCUGCACAGAAGCUUGUUGCUGAUCUCCGGUCCCGGCUCGACAAGGCGCACGUGACAGUUCGAACUCUUCAGGGCACACGACAAGAAGAGCUCCAGGAAAAGAACAAAGCCAUCGAGCAGGUUGCCGAAGCUGAAAAUGUAAAGAAAAACUGGCAAGAAGAGCUCUUGGAGUCGCAACAAAGCCUCGCCGAAGUAACUGAGGGUGCGACGAGCAUAUGUGAGCGUGUGUUCGUCCCCCCCAAUUCAACUUCCGAAGACCUACAACGGAGGAUGGUUCAAAUGGCGAAAACCAGGGAAGAGGCUGAACGGGAGCUCGGUGGAUCACAGCUGGACCUUACGCGGGCGGCAACUGAAGCGAAGCAGAAGCACCACGAUGCAAUGAAGGAGUUUGAAGACAUAAGAAGUUUACGUAACCAACUCAUCACUACGCUUGACAACCGGCGCAACCGGUGGAAGCAAUUCAGAUCUGGCAUCUCUGUUCGGGCGCGAGUCACGUUCAACUAUCUGUUGAGUGAGCGCAAGUUCAGAGGUACACUUAGCAUCGACCACAAGAAGGCUCUUCUUGACAUCCAUGUUCAACCGGAUAUCAUGGAGCGAAGCGGAGACGGCAGACAGACAAAGACCCUCUCGGGAGGUGAGAAGUCGUACUCUACCGUGUGUCUUCUCCUCUCCCUGUGGGAUGCAAUGGGCUCACCUAUCCGCUGCCUCGACGAAUUCGACGUCUUCAUGGACAGCGUCAACCGCGAAAGGAGUAUGCAUAUGAUCAUCCAGGCUGCUCGACGCUCGAUUGGGCGACAGUUCAUCUUCAUCACUCCACAGUCGAUGAGUAAUGUCACGCAAACGUCCGAUGUCAAGAUCAUCAAGAUGACAGACCCAGAGCGCGGACAGACAGCAUUGAAUGUGCAGCGGAGUUGA
Alternaria incomplexa is the source of this 3456-nucleotide messenger RNA. RefSeq lists its product as uncharacterized. Lineage: Eukaryota; Fungi; Ascomycota; Dothideomycetes; Pleosporales; Pleosporaceae. Gene Ontology annotation, molecular function: single-stranded DNA binding; damaged DNA binding. The transcript is spliced from 6 exons. Gene Ontology annotation, cellular component: site of double-strand break; Smc5-Smc6 complex; nucleus. The record is from RefSeq and is a predicted model, not a curated record. Gene Ontology annotation, biological process: double-strand break repair via homologous recombination. The coding region runs from base 1 to 3456 and encodes 1151 amino acids.